CCGACGAGGGUUACAGGAUGUUGACCAACACAGAGAAAAACGUAGUCCGAUCGAUCCGAAAAAUCAAAUUUUUCGUCGCUCGACGGAAAUUCAAAGAAGCACUUCGCCCGUACGAUGUCAAGGAUGUAAUUGAACAAUACUCGGCUGGACAUUUGGAUAUGCUUGGACGAAUAAAAAUAUUACAAAGCAGGCUGGAUCGAAUUCUCGGACGAAGUAGCGCAAAGGAGGAUCUCUCGCCAGAAUCUCAGGUUACCUUAUCUUCAAGAAUCAUAAAAAUUGAGCAAAAAGUCAGCAACAUUGAAGCUAAGCUGAACGCACUACUUAACUGCUACUUGGAGAGACAACCCACUGUAUAUCCUCAUAAUGGGUCCAGACCAGACUGUUUGACUGCCGGAAUCCGUCCAAGGCAAUCCGACUGUCUUGAUGUGGGACCAACUUUCAGCUGUGUGAAUCCACAGCACAGAGUCUCGGAUCAUAGACCGGUGGAACCAAAGCAGCAAAUUGUUUCCGAUGGCAAACAACCACCCGAGAAUGUCGAAGAUUCAACUAAUGAUGGUUCGGUCGAAGGCGGGAACGUUAUACGAAGAUGUAUGAUUAAGUCGCCAACAGAACAUAACCUUAGGGAAUCUUCUGAGGAUGCCACAGUUCUGAGAAUGAGCGCGUCAUCCAGCUGCCAUCCUAAAUCAGCUGCUCACACCAACACCCUGCCCAUCAGAAGGUCGAUGAAAGCUGAUCCGAUAGCAGGCCGCAAUACCAGGGUCCAUUUUUCCAUUUCAAAUUCAGACCAACAACCCACAACAUCGGUGGAUUCUGAAUGAUACAUUCAAAAUCCGCCUGUGAACACCAGACUUUUUUCUAUGACAUAAUCAUCUCAGCCGCGGUUGUAACGUCUGGCGCCGUAAAUGUCUUUCCAAUUACUUCAUCGGUAGUUCACCAGAUUUCCGUGAAUCGUAGACUAUUUCCUCAUUUCUUUAUACGCAAGUUGGUUGAAGACAUGGUCGUUCCACUCAAAUUCAGCCAAAAAUAAAGCUUCUCAACCCACUCACUUAUGAAUCAGAGUGAAAUGCUCACAGAA
Opisthorchis viverrini is the source of this 1075-nucleotide messenger RNA. RefSeq lists its product as hypothetical. Lineage: Eukaryota; Metazoa; Platyhelminthes; Trematoda; Opisthorchiida; Opisthorchiidae. The record is from RefSeq and is a predicted model, not a curated record. Gene Ontology annotation, cellular component: membrane. The coding region runs from base 18 to 818 and encodes 266 amino acids. The transcript has 3 exons. Gene Ontology annotation, biological process: potassium ion transport. Gene Ontology annotation, molecular function: voltage-gated potassium channel activity.